Messenger RNA from Leptosia nina, 660 nucleotides. NCBI's taxonomy places the organism in Eukaryota, Metazoa, Arthropoda, Insecta, Lepidoptera, Pieridae. The record is from the annotation of a GenBank genome assembly.
AUGAAGUCAUACGUUGUGUUUUAUUGUAUAGUUUUCCUGUAUUGUGUUCAUUCAUUGGAUGCUGAUCCCAUGCAAUGUUAUGGUCAUAAUGAAAUCCUCGAUUGCGUACUGCCUUGUCCACCUCAAAAGACAUGUAAGAACCGCGAGCUCAAAAUAAACUGUUUAGAUGUUAUACAGCCUUGUAGAACACAAUGCGUAUGCAAACCAGGUUUUCUUAGAAACGCAAAAGGAGAUUGUGUGGAGGAAGAAGGCUGCGUCGAAUGCCCGGGUAACCAUGAAUUCUUCUCCUGCGGGCCAGUAUGUGAUAACGAAUGCUCUACUUUACAUGAGAGGAAUCGAACCAAAUGCCCCAUUUUAAACAUCAUGUGCAAUAAAAAGUGUUAUUGUAAAGAUGGAUAUGCAAGAGAUAAAUAUGGAAUCUGUAUACCGAUAGAAGAGUGCCCGAAAGUUUGCCCAUCAAACGAAGAAUUCACCAACUGCAAGAAGUCAUGUCCUCCAGAGACUUGCAUCUCAAUUGUCGCCAAAUUCAAAUGUGACUCUCGUGAGGAAUGUGUCCCAGGAUGUAUUUGUAAACCAAAUUACCUGAGGAAAACAGCAGACGGUCCAUGUUUACCUAUAAGAGAGUGUCCACAACUUGACGGCUCGUUAGAUUUUAGCUAA